Molecule: messenger RNA, 1755 nt
Organism: Grosmannia clavigera kw1407
Lineage: Eukaryota; Fungi; Ascomycota; Sordariomycetes; Ophiostomatales; Ophiostomataceae
Product: pentachlorophenol 4-monooxygenase
Exons: 3
Coding region: 1-1755 (584 amino acids)
Molecular function (GO): FAD binding
Source: RefSeq, a predicted model, not a curated record
AUGACGCUGACCAACGGCGCCUCCAAGCCGGCAACCGCCAUCCAGGCGGAGUACGACGUCGUGAUUGUGGGUGGCGGCCCCGUCGGCCUGCUCAUGGCCUACCAGCUGAAGCGGUUCGGCAUCUCUGCCGCCGUGUUCGAGCAGCACGAGAAAGAGACCCAGGACGCCUAUGGUCGAGCAAUUGCCUUUUUCCCCCGCACAUUGGAGCAGCUGGACCAGUUGGAGCUGGUGGACCCCAUGCUGCAGCUCGGCUUUGCUUGCCGCAGUAGCGUGACAUACAAGGACGGAAAGCAGAUCAUUCCCGGUCGCGUCUGGACAUUUAUGGAGAACAUGUCGGGCACGGCUUUUGACUUUACCCUGGUGCUGCGACAGAUGUACAGCGAGGAGAUCCUGCGGACGAAGCUGGAGGAGAUCAGCGCUCCGUACUUUCAGGGCAUUGAGUGCGCAGACUUUGUCAUUGACGCCAGCGCGGCCGACAACGACUAUGCCGUCACCACGUCGCUGCUCAACCGCAAGACCAAGGAGACGCUGACGGUGAGGAGCAAGUACAUCAUCGGCACAGACGGAGGCCGCAGCUUUGUGCGCCACCACGCCGGCAUCCCCUUUGACGGCGACACGUCCGAGGACAAGUGGGUGCGCAUCGACGGCAUCAUCGAGACGGACAUGCCGAUCACGCGGGCAUACGGUGCCAUCGAGAGCAAGACACACGGCAACGUGCUAUGGGCGCCGCUGGACCACGGGGCCACGCGCAUUGGCUAUGCAUACAGUGCCGCCAUCGCGGCCAAGUACCCGGGCGGCAUCACGCAGGAGAUUGCCGAGAAGGAGGCGGCCGAGAGCAUGAAGCCGUUCCGGGUGACCUUCAAGGAGACGCACUGGUGGACGCUCUAUGCGAUCGGCCAGCGGAUGGCCCGCGAGUUCUCGACCAAGGCCGACCGCGUCUUCCUCUGCGGCGACGCUGCCCACACCCACAGCAGCGGUGCCGCCCAGGGCCUUAACACGGGCACGCACGACGCUGUCAACCUGGCCUGGAAGCUAGCGCUACGUAUCCGCGGCCUGUUGCAGCCGGCUGCCCUGCACACGUACUCGGACGAGCGCAAGACAGUAGUCCAGCAGCUGAUCAGCUACGACCGCGACAUCGCCACCCUCAUGUCCCACAAGUGGCCCGAGUGGUAUACUGGCGACCGCGAUGCCGACCCUUACGUCAUCCUCGGCGAGAUCUUUGAGCGCGCCACCUCCUUCAACACCGGCCUCGGCAUCUUCUACCCCCCCAACCUGCUGAACAAGAGCCACGACGGUGCCGCGCCCGCCGGCUUGACCGUCCAGCCCGGCCAUCGGCCCGCCGACGUGGCUCUCGCCAUGCCCGGCACCGGCCAGGUCGUUCGCCUCCAGCAGGCCACGCGCAAUUGCGCCUGCUUCUGGGUCGUCGUGCUUGCCGGCCAUGUCGCCUCCACCAAGCCCGCGCUCGAGGCCUUCGCCGCCUUUUUGGCUGCCAACCCGGCCUUGACUGCCAACCCGGCCGUGCGCUUCCUCACAAUCACACCCCCUGGCGUUGGAUCGCCGUUCGAGGUGCUCGGCGACAUCAAGCCGUUUGGCACCACGUACUACGAUCCCGAAGGUGCCGCACACCAGAAGCUCGGCGUUCCAUUGGACACAGGCGCCAUUCUCAUCGUGCGGCCAGACGGUCUUCUCGGCUCGGGCGGCCCCGUCAAGGGCGAGUUUGUCAAGACAUACUUUGCAGAUGUUCUGACCAGCUAG